AUGAUUUGUUAUUUUUUAUUUGCCGCUGGUUUCUUUAUUUUGUCAUUCACCGAAAAAACUGAAUAUGCACUUUGUUUCGGUACACUCAGACUUGAUUUACCGGUUCGCUACUUACACAUACAGUUACGGUACAGUGAAACGAAUGUUACGCAGUAUAUAGCCCCUUUGAGAGUAUCCGUUCAAGGGUCUUGUCGUCAUCGAUUGCAAUUAAUUGACUAUCAUGAUGGUUCAUAUGUGUUACGAUUACGACUAUGGUCUUCUUGUCCUCAGAUGAUUGUAAAUAUUCAUACUCCGAAUGAUGUCCCAUUGUGUGAUUCCCCAAUUGUGAUCAAAAAAGCUGAUGGAAGUUUGCUUUAUUCGGAAUAUUGCGAUUGUCCAAAAAAGAUCAUUUCGCAAUGGAUGGAAGAAGCUGGCUGUAAAUCGCAGCAUUCACAGCUUGACAAUGAUUUGAAUCAGUGGUCUACAAUUGAUUUUGGAGAAGUAUUAACGAUAGUAAAAAAGAAAUGGGCAAGUCCACAGCAUCGCUACAGCAGUGCAUUAUGCCAUUAUCAAAUUAUUGAAAACAAUCUAUAUAGGCGAUGUUAUGGAGAAUAUACGGGUUUUCGGAUAUUUGUUGAUGCGGCAUUCACAUCAUUGAUGAGAAAAAUGUAUUUGCCAAAUACCGAAUUUAUAUUCAACCUUGGCGAUUGGCCACUGGUAAAGGCAGGAAGUGACCUGGUUCCAAUGAUUAGUUGGUGUGGUUCUAGAGAUACAGUGGAUAUUGUAAUGCCAACGUAUGAGUUGAUGAAGUCAGUAAUUGAUUCGAUGGAGUCGGUUACACUCGAUAUGCAUUCCGUAAAGGGUGAAAAAUAUUACAGAUGGCAACAGAAAGAAGAUAAAGCUGUGUUUCGAGGUCGAGAUUCCAAUACACUGCGACUUAAAAUAGCGAACUUAUCAAGAUUACAUCCUAACCUUUUGGAUGCAGGAAUCACGCGAUACUUCUUUUUUGACCAAUCCCAACAUACGCCGACGGUUGAAACAAUACCAUUGUCGGAUUUUUUUAAGUACAAAUUUAUACUAAGCAUUGAUGGAACAGUCGCGGCAUAUCGUUUUCCUUUCCUGCUGGCUGGAGAUAGCGUUGUUUUCAAGUCGUUCUCUGAUUAUUACGAACAUUUUUACAUCGAUCUAAAGGAAGGACUACAUUAUUUCCACUUUAAUGAUUCCACUCUUAUUGAACAAAUCAAAUGGGCAAGGACAGAAGAUCAUAACAAGACAUUAAACGCAAUGAAUCAAUUUGUGCUGCAGCAUCUUCAACCUCUCGAUAUUUAUUGCUAUUAUGCCGAUUUUGUGCAGAAGUAUACCAGAAAGUUGAAAAAAAUUCCAGUGAAACCCGAGAAUGAAAUGGAACUUAUUCCGAAAAUACCCUCGGAAAAACGAUUUGCUGAUCAGUCAUGCGAAUGUUCAAAUCAAACCAACUAUGAAGAAGGCAUGAAUAAUAAGCAAGAACUGUAA
Messenger RNA from Cercopithifilaria johnstoni, 1491 nucleotides. NCBI's taxonomy places the organism in Eukaryota, Metazoa, Nematoda, Chromadorea, Rhabditida, Onchocercidae. The record is from the annotation of a GenBank genome assembly.